CCUCCGGAGAGUCCAAAGACUAGGCCGGCCGGACGCCCCUUCUGGCACACUCCCUGGGGCAGGCGCUCCCGCACGCUAGCUCUCACACUCCCCGUUCCCUCCCUCGCGCCCUUUCCCAUCCUUUCUCCAGAGCUAGGUCGGGACCCCCCCCAUCUCUCUCUCCCUCUCUCUUUCCCUCCCUACCCGCCCCUUCCCUCCCCUCCCCCCACCCCUCGCGUACGCCAGUCGGAGACUCUAGGCUCGGGCGACCUUUAUUUCGUGCCCACCUGCACCUCUGCGCCCCAGGCGCAGCCCUCCCUCGCGCUCCCCUUGCGCUUCAGGCUCUGACCGUCGCAGCUAGGGGGGCUGCAUCCCUCCCCCCCACCGCGGGACUCGCCCCCUGCCCCGCUGCUUCUUCUUCCCGCCGGGGUGCGCCGGCUGCCCGGGACCGGUCGCCGAGAAGACCAUGGUACCAGAGCGUACCCGCCGCGGUGCCCGCUGAGGCCAUGCCGCGCCCGGGGCGCCCAGCCGGCGCCCGCCAGCUCCGACUCCUGCUCCUGCCGCCGCUGCUGCUGCUGCUCCCCGGCAGCCAAGCGGACAACCUGACGGUGGCCGUGGUGCUGCCUCUGGCGAACACCUCGUACCCGUGGUCGUGGGCGCGCGUGGGGCCGGCGGUGGAGCUAGCCCUGGCCGCGGUGAGGGGACGGCCCGACCUGCUGCCUGGCUGGACAGUGCGCACCGUGCUGGGCAGCAGCGAGAACGCGUUAGGCGUCUGCUCCGACACCGCUGCACCCCUGGCCGCGGUGGACCUCAAGUGGGAGCACAACCCGGCGGUGUUCCUGGGCCCGGGCUGCGUCUACGCGGCCGCCCCGGUGGGACGCUUCACCGCGCACUGGCGGGUGCCGCUGCUGACCGCCGGCGCCCCGGCGCUGGGCUUCGGAGCCAAGGACGAGUACGCGCUGACCACCCGCGCGGGGCCCAGCCACGCCAAGCUCGGCGACUUCGUGGCGGCGCUGCACCGACGGCUGGGCUGGGAGCGCCAGGCGCUGGUGCUGUACGCCUACCGCCCCGGCGACGAUCAACCCUGCUUCUUCGUCGUGGAGGGCUUGUUCAUGCGGGUCCGCGACCUCCUUAACAUCACCGUGGACCACCUGGAGUUCGCCGAGGGAGACCACCACCUCUACACCAGGCUGCUGCGGACAGUGCAGCGCAAAGGCCGAGUUAUCUACAUCUGCAGCUCCCCAGAUGCCUUCCGAACCCUGAUGCUCCUGGCCCUGGAAGCUGGCCUGAGUGGGGCAGACUAUGUGUUCUUCCACCUGGACCUCUUUGGGCAAAGCCUGCAAGGUGCACACGGCCUUGCCCCCCGCAGACCCUGGGAAAGAGGGGAUGGACAGGAUGUCAGUGCCCAUCAGGCCUUUCAGGCCGCCAAAAUCAUUACAUAUAAAGAGCCCGAGAAUCCUGAGUACUUGGAAUUCCUGAAGCAGCUAAAACACUUGGCCCAAGAACAGUUCAACUUCACUGUGGAGGACGGCCUGGUGAACACCAUUCCCGCAUCCUUUCACGAUGGGCUCCUGCUCUAUGUCCAGGCAGUGGCAGAAACCCUGGCACAUGGGGGCACUGUCACUGAUGGGGAGAGCAUCACUCAGCGAAUGUGGAAUCGAAGCUUUCAAGGAGUGACAGGACACUUGAAGAUAGACAGCAAUGGAGACAGGGAGACUGACUUCUCUCUCUGGGAUAUGGAGCCUGAGACUGGUGCCUUCAGGGUUGUUCUGAACUACAACGGGACUUCCCAAGAGCUGGUGGCCAUGUCAGAGCGCAAACUGUACUGGCCCCUGGGAUACCCACCUCUUGACAUUCCCAAAUGCGGCUUUGAUAAUGAGGACCCAGCCUGCAACCAAGACCACUUUUCCACCCUGGAGGUGCUGGCUUUGGUGGGCAGCCUGUCUCUGCUCAGCAUUCUAAUCGUCUCCUUCUUCAUAUACAGGAAGAUGCAGCUGGAGAAGGAACUGGCCUCAGAGCUGUGGCGGGUGCGAUGGGAGGAUGUGCAGCCCAGCAGCCUGGAGAGGCAUCUCCGGAGUGCAGGCAGCCGGCUGACCCUGAGUGGGAAAGGCUCCAACUAUGGUUCCCUGCUCACCACAGAAGGCCAGUUCCAAGUCUUUGCCAAGACAGCGUAUUACAAGGGCAACCUCGUGGCUGUGAAGCAUCUGAACCGAAAACGCAUUGAACUGACACGAAAAGUCCUGUUUGAACUGAAGCAUAUGCGAGAUGUACAGAAUGAACACCUGACCAGGUUUGUGGGUGCCUGCACUGACCCCCCCAACAUCUGUAUCCUCACGGAAUACUGUCCCCGAGGGAGCCUACAGGACAUUCUGGAAAACGAGAGCAUCACCCUGGACUGGAUGUUCCGGUACUCUCUCACCAAUGACAUCGUCAAGGGCAUGCUGUUCCUGCACAAUGGAGCCAUUUGCUCCCAUGGGAACCUCAAGUCAUCCAACUGCGUGGUGGACGGGCGCUUUGUGCUCAAGAUCACUGACUAUGGGCUGGAGAGCUUCAGAGACCCGGAGCCUGAGCAAGGACACACCCUCUAUGCCAAAAAGCUGUGGACGGCCCCUGAACUCCUGCGGAUGGCCUCGCCUCCAGCGCGGGGCUCCCAGGCAGGUGACAUCUACAGCUUUGGGAUCAUCCUGCAGGAGAUUGCCCUGAGGAGUGGAGUCUUCCACGUGGAAGGUCUGGACCUCAGCCCUAAAGAAAUCAUUGAGCGUGUGACCCGGGGAGAGCAGCCCCCCUUCCGGCCCUCCCUGGCCCUGCAGAGUCACCUGGAGGAGCUCGGGCAGCUGAUGCAGCGCUGCUGGGCUGAGGACCCACAGGAGCGGCCGCCUUUCCAGCAGAUCCGCCUGCUGCUGCGCAAAUUCAACAGAGAGAACAGCAGCAACAUCCUGGACAACCUGCUGUCCCGCAUGGAGCAGUAUGCCAACAACCUGGAGGAACUGGUGGAGGAGCGCACCCAGGCCUACCUGGAGGAGAAGCGCAAGGCCGAGGCCCUGCUCUACCAGAUCCUGCCACACUCUGUGGCUGAGCAACUGAAACGUGGGGAGACAGUUCAAGCAGAAGCCUUUGACAGCGUUACCAUCUACUUCAGUGACAUUGUGGGUUUCACAGCACUGUCAGCAGAGAGCACCCCCAUGCAAGUGGUGACCCUGCUUAAUGACCUGUACACUUGCUUUGACGCUGUGAUUGACAACUUUGACGUGUACAAGGUGGAGACGAUCGGCGACGCCUACAUGGUGGUGUCGGGUCUCCCGGUGCGCAACGGGCGGCUGCACGCCCGCGAGGUGGCUCGCAUGGCCCUGGCGCUCCUGGAGGCCGUGCGCUCCUUCCGCAUCCGCCACCGGCCGGAGGAGCAGCUGCGCUUACGCGUAGGCAUCCACACAGGGCCGGUGUGUGCCGGUGUGGUGGGGCUCAAGAUGCCGCGCUACUGUCUCUUUGGGGACACGGUCAACACGGCCUCGAGAAUGGAGUCUAACGGAGAAGCCCUGAAGAUCCACUUAUCUUCUGAGACCAAGGCAGUCCUGGAGGAGUUUGGUGGUUUUGACCUGGAGCUUCGAGGGGAUGUUGAAAUGAAGGGCAAAGGCAAAAUUCGAACCUACUGGCUCCUGGGGGAGCGAGGUAGCAGCACUCGAGGUUGACCUGCUUCCAGUCCUGGCCUUCUACACCUCCUUCCCUGUGCUACACCUCAGCCUCACCCACAGUAGCCCCAACAUUGCCAAAGGAUCAGAGAUGUGGUUUGAGCAGCUCAGGUGUGCUGACUCCAGAUACUUACCUCUGAAAGAGGACUGGUGUGGGGAGAACUUGGCGUUGCCAGGACUGGACCAAAGCACUCAGUGGCACAACCCAGGCAUAGGCACCUCCUCUACCCUGACUCGAGCCAGGCUGGGGUAUGGAUUCCUGGAUCCUCCUGGCCCUUUUUCUGCCCCUCCUGGUGCCCUCAGCCUCCUACACUGUGACUUCUUUGGGGGGGGGGAAGAGCCCCCUUUGGGGGAAUGGUAAAAGGGACUUGAGGGUGAAUCUAGAGAGUGGGGGAGUCCACACAGGCCACAAGCAGACCACUGUCCUCUAUACCCAACGCUGGAUACAGCGCUGGCACAGGGAGAAGAGUGGCACAGUGGCACUGGGCCUGUGUGCCUGCUUCUCCUGUGAGCAGAGACCAUUAAAGUCUUUA
This is a messenger RNA of Condylura cristata (star-nosed mole), 4198 nucleotides long. It is a transcript of the gene NPR1, whose product is annotated as natriuretic peptide receptor 1. Gene Ontology annotation, biological process: protein phosphorylation; receptor guanylyl cyclase signaling pathway; intracellular signal transduction. Lineage: Eukaryota; Metazoa; Chordata; Mammalia; Eulipotyphla; Talpidae. Bases 486 to 3665 code for a protein of 1059 amino acids. The transcript is spliced from 22 exons. Gene Ontology annotation, molecular function: guanylate cyclase activity; ATP binding; protein kinase activity. The record is from RefSeq and is a predicted model, not a curated record. Gene Ontology annotation, cellular component: membrane.